AUGGUUGCUGGCGCAACCACUUUCACCGCACUCACUACUGAAGGCAAAGUUUACACUUGGACUCCUGAUCUUCGAUUCCCCAAUUGUCUAGGUCGCCGGAGCCACGCCGGACAGCCUGCUAAAUACCCCUGCCCAGUACCUUACCUCUCCCACAUCAAGAUCACUCAUGUCAGGUCUGGAGGCUACCUAACAGCUGCUGUCAGUGAGGAUGGAGAGCUCUUCCUGUGGGGCUAUGCCAACCCGACUGGCAACAACAACUUCGCCAUUUUUGAAGAGAGAAUACAUGUCCGGAACCUAUCCCUGCCUUCAAACCCACAAGACUACGAAGACGAUUACGUCAAAGAAGUCCCCGUCACAAUCAACGGCCGCAAAGCAAUAGUCACGCACGUCGCAGUCGGGGACGGACACAUCCUCAUCGCAGCCGAAGCAAACCGCGGGCGAGAGAGAGCUGUAUUCGCUAUGGGCGAAGGCGGGUGGGGACAAUUGGGAAUUGGAGGACGACCAACCUUUGUAGGCAGUCUACAAGAGGUGGUCGCGCUCAGGGGAAAGAAGGUUAAAGGUUUGACCUGCGCGGGUUGGUCGAGCUGGGUUGUUGUUGAUGAAGAGGAUGAGGAUUAGAAGUAGAUAGGAGGAACAACAUGACUAGGAAGGAAGUGUUGCGAAAGCCGGGAUCAUCGGGGUUCCUUGCGGUGGUGGAAUGUAGAAUACCAGGGUUUUAGUGAUACCAGGGCGGCUUUAU
Lindgomyces ingoldianus is the source of this 739-nucleotide messenger RNA. RefSeq names its product RCC1/BLIP-II. The transcript has 2 exons. The coding region runs from base 1 to 618 and encodes 205 amino acids. The record is from RefSeq and is a predicted model, not a curated record. Lineage: Eukaryota; Fungi; Ascomycota; Dothideomycetes; Pleosporales; Lindgomycetaceae.